AUGAACAAGUGAGUAAGCGAUCAAGGGAAAGAGAGCGAGAGAGUGAGAGAAAGAGAGCGAGGGCUCUGAAUUGUGAGUGGCUUACGACACUCAGUGAACAGAAGGUGCUUCUGCAUGCGCUGUUAGUGUACUGGUCUGCUGCAAGGGAUUGCUCGCGCCUUCGCUUCCCACAUUUACCGCCCCUGCCUGCCGGACCUGCACCAGCCUCCAGCAGCCUCUUCCAGCUGGCUGACGAAACAUUCGGAGAGCAAGGGAGUAAACGAAACCUGUGAACCACAGGGGAUGCAAGUCGGCUACAAACCUAUACCAGCCACUGGGAUGACAAGGAAUUCUGUUACACAAGAAAACUGAGAAAAGGAUUCGCCUCUGUAAUUUUUUUUCUUCUUUUUUUUUUUGUCGCUUUCGUCACAGGAGACACGAUUAACAGCUUAAAUGGAUUUAAACCUUAAAGGUCCGUGAUUUCUUGCUGUGACGGACAGCAAUACAUUUCGACAGAUCUGCUGAAACUUAAUCAGAGAGGAGAAAAGACUGAUAUUCAGAAAUUAUUCUUCAUCAGUUUUUCUUGUUGCUUUGGUUGUCUCUUCUUCCCUCUGAUCCUUGCAGCAGAAGACUGCAGAGGAGCAAAAGAGACAGAGCUCAUGCAUACAGACAGGGGAACUUGCACUUCCUACCAUCUCACUGAAAGCUACUUGGAUUCUUCCUCUUUCUGGCUCUUUCACUUGAAGAGAACUAAGACAUUGUAAGCCUGCCAAGGAUCUGGUGUCCACUGAAAAGAGAAAAGGCUGGGGGGGGAGGGAUGUGUGCCACAGUGGGGUCUUUUUCAAAUUCGUACAUAAUUAGUGUUGGGGCACAAAGCAAGAUGCUGAAUGGAGAUUGUCAGCUUUUGGAUAGGGGUGAGUAAGAAUCUUUUUGAAUAAGAGCGACUGGAAAGGACAGUUUCAUUUUUCAUCCCUUCUACUCUCCACCCACUGCCGAAUAUCUCUCAGAGGCAAAGAGAGUUGCUCUUUAUUCUUCACAUUUCGGACAAAAGACAGCUCUUUGGACUGAAUGAAAUAAAAAUAUCCAUCUCUGCAAAUAAAAUGCAAAGACCACAUGAAAUCAACUCUUUAAUUUCAUAAUAUGUUAAAGAAAUGAUCUGAGUGCUGCAAAAACAAUAUCCAGAGUGGUUCAAUGGACAUUUUCUCCCUGACAUUCCUGGAUAUUUAUGCUAAUGGAUUUCCUCCUAAUUGGACUGUACUUAAAGUGGCCACUGAAGAAGCCCCCUGGGUUGAUACUGUAUUCGUUGGGUAUAUUUUUGAGAACUGUUCCCUUGGCAGAGGCGGUUUGUCCAAGGCUGUGCCGCUGCGACAGCAAGCUGCUGUACUGCGAGGGGCUCAACCUAACAGACAUCCCCCGCAAUCUGAGCAGCGCCAUGGGCCUGUCCAUGAGAGAGAACAACUUGACCGAGCUGCGUGAAGGCCAACUAGCUGGUCUGUCACAGCUAACCUGGCUCUAUCUAGAUCAUAACAACAUUGACAUUGUAGAGGAGGGUGCAUUUGAGCGGCUGAGACGGGUCAAGGAGUUGGACCUGAGCAGCAAUCGGAUUGAAAGUCUGCCAAAUGGUACCUUCAGGCCCCUCCCAAACCUACGCAUUUUGGAUCUCUCAUACAACAGGCUGCAGGCACUCGAGCCCGACCUAUUCCAUGGCCUUAGAAAGCUCACCAAUUUGCAUUUGCGCUACAACACUCUCAAAUUUGUGCCCGUGCGUAUUUUUCAAGACUGCAGGAGCAUGCAGUUUCUGGACUUGGGAUACAACCAACUACAAAGCCUGGCCAGGAAUUCCUUUGCCGGCCUUUUCAAGUUAACUGAGUUGCAUCUUGAGCACAAUGAGCUGGUCAAAGUCAACCUAGCCCAUUUUCCUCGUCUCAUCUCUUUACGCACCCUCUACAUGCACAACAAUCAUGCCACAAUUGUCGUCAACACCCUGGAGUGGACCUGGCAUUUUUUGGAGAAGAUCGACCUGUCAGCCAAUGAAAUUGAGUACAUCGAGCCACAUGUUUUUGAGAGUAUUCCCAACCUCAAGGUGCUGAUGCUCGACUCAAAUCGCUUGGCUUCUUUGGACCAACGGAUCCUGGAUUCAUGGUCAUCACUGGACAGCAUUACCCUGGCAGGCAAUGACUGGGACUGCAGUCGAAACGUGUGUGCCUUGGCCUCUUGGCUGAGUGCCUUCAGAGGCCAGCGUGACAGCUCCCUGCUGUGUUCAAGCCCCGACACUGCUCAGGGUGAGGAUGUGUUGGAUGCAGUUUAUGCUUUUCAGCUAUGUGAGGAAUCACCAGCACAGGUAACCACAGCAGGCCUGUAUGCCUCAACAAGGGAUCCGGCCAAGGGUGGCUCUGUGUUUCUGGGCCCUUUCACACCAAAUCCUUAUGAGGGUGAGGGUAGCGAGGUGGUCACAAGUUCGUACACUGUCACAGUGGGCCACGAUGACCUGGAAAGCACCAUGCAGAUCCACAAGGUAGUGACUGGUACCAUGGCACUUAUCUUCUCCUUUCUCAUCGUAGUUCUCAUGCUGUAUGUGGCAUGGAAAUGCUUUCCAGCUGGAAUAAGGCAACUGAGGCAGUGCUUCAGCAGCCAGCGUCGUAAGCAGAAGCAAAAGCAAAGCAUGCAGCAGAUGGCUGCAAUUUCUACGCCGGAGUACUAUGUGGACUAUAAACCUAACCACAUUGAGGGAGCUUUGGUAAUCAUUAAUGAAUAUGGCUCUUGCACUUGUCAACAACAACCUUCACGAGAGUGUGAAGUGUGACUUUUUGGACUACGUCUUUACCUGUGAUUAUAUGGAUAUACAGUAAAUCCCUUUUUUGGAUACUGAAGAGAGGGAUAUGCUGUAGAACAAAAGGGAAUAAUUUCAUCUUUUGGACACUUUUUACACAGCUUUUCACUGUGAUGUGGAGGGAGUGUGCUUUACGUGGCUGACUAUGGUGGAUUUAUUGCUACUGCUCUCUACUGCUGAUUUAAAAUCAAAAGGCAUAAUGGGCACCUGACAAUAGGACCUGUUGGUGCUCUGACAAAAAAACUAACAAAAAAAACAACAACAGAAAGGAUAAUGUUUGGGGUACUGGGAGCUUUUCUUUCAUGGAAAGAUAUCUGAGCUUUAAUGUGUCUUUCUAUUUCAGAACAUUUAAAUAUUGUUUAAAGAUAAACUGGGGACAAACAAGAAGAGAAAAAAAUAAGUGAAAGAAAAACAGCAAACCAUUUGUAUUAUGGUACCUUCAAUAUUUCAGGAGCAUUAAAAUAUAUAAAAAAAAAUGUUAAAAAUGUAAAAAAUAAAAGUCUGUGUAAAAUAUGCUAAAAGAAGUGCAAGUGUGGACAAAAUGAAAAAAAUGAUAUUCUAUUUCUUUUGUAAAGUACAAAAAAUGUUUAAAUAAAUGAACCACUAUUCACAGUAAACUCAUUUGUAUGUGAGAAGCCUGUCACAGAGGAAGAACAACAACAUAUGAGGUCUUUGUGCUUCUGGACUAGAGAGCCAUUGUUCUGCAGUGUAUCAAACCCAAAAACAAAAACAAAAAAGCAAUGAAAUACUGGGGGGAAAAAAAUAAAAUCAAAGAGGCAAAUGAUAGCUCCAUCUCAUCUACAACACGAACUGCUUCAGCCACAUUUGCUAGUUUACCAUCCAUUUUAUGAACUGCAUAGGUUUCGUUCUCAUUCCCUCACUGUAAACACAUUCAAAAUAAUCAAUUUCAUUUUGUAAGCAUGCUUUGAUUUCAUUUCAUCACUACCUGUGUUGCACUGAAGUAAAAAGAAGCAGAGAGAUCACACGCUACACCCUUCAUCACUCUUCGGCUGUCGUAGAAAAAGGGUUGCCUCAUUUGGCUGAUUUAAACACCCAAAUUGAUCAAUCAUUUAAAUCAUGCACAUGUAGUUAAAAUGUAAUUCAAGUAGUGUCUGAACUCCUGAGGAGAUUAUCCACCAGCUUUGAGCAAUAUUUGCACAUGCGGUGUUUACCACUGUGUUUCCAUGUGAUAUAAAAUGUUUGUUGAAUA
Molecule: messenger RNA, 4019 nt
Organism: Fundulus heteroclitus (mummichog)
Lineage: Eukaryota; Metazoa; Chordata; Actinopteri; Cyprinodontiformes; Fundulidae
Gene: lrrtm1
Product: leucine rich repeat transmembrane neuronal 1
Exons: 1
Coding region: 1205-2782 (525 amino acids)
Molecular function (GO): protein binding
Source: RefSeq, a predicted model, not a curated record